Anoplopoma fimbria (sablefish) is the source of this 931-nucleotide messenger RNA. Its product is annotated as homeobox protein ESX1-like. The transcript is spliced from 3 exons. Gene Ontology annotation, molecular function: DNA-binding transcription factor activity, RNA polymerase II-specific; RNA polymerase II transcription regulatory region sequence-specific DNA binding. The record is from RefSeq and is a predicted model, not a curated record. Gene Ontology annotation, biological process: regulation of transcription by RNA polymerase II. NCBI's taxonomy places the organism in Eukaryota, Metazoa, Chordata, Actinopteri, Perciformes, Anoplopomatidae. The coding region runs from base 1 to 858 and encodes 285 amino acids.
AUGAACAACAACAACAGCGACAAUUACGCACAGGACUCCAGCAGAGUGCAUCAUGAUGCUGUCCACAAGACGCGCUCGGACACCCAGCGUCGCCGGAAGCGGACAACUUUCAGCAAGGCUCAGCUGAGCGAGCUGGAGCGGGCCUUCUCUGUCACACAGUACCCGGACAUUAAAAUGAAGGAGUCUCUGGCUUCUAUCACUGGGCUACCGGAGUCUAAAAUUCAGGUCUGGUUCCAAAAUCGACGCGCGCGCUAUUUCAAGAGCAAGAAACCAACUAAAGAGUUCCCAAAGCCCUCCACAGACUACCUUCAUCAGUUCUACACCCAAUCUCCCAGUCCAACGUUCCCACAGUUGGUUCCUUGUUUCCUUCCUACUCCCAGCCUACCGUCCCCGCCAGGCUACCCUGCUCCAGGUCUACCUCAGUCCACCAGGCUCUCCACCAUACUGGACAGUCGGGCACCUACAUCCCCUGUCGCCGCCGACCAAGCUCCAUGCUGCUCCCCGCAUGGACCGGGUCUCCUAGGAGUUCCUCAAGACCACUACUACCAAACCCCAGACUUUACUGAUUACUGCCAUGGUAUGUUCCCGCAGGGUGGGCACUGUGAAUGGGAUUUGACGGAGGACUUUGAGGCUUUCCUCGGACAUGCACAGGGAUCCCAGCCUGAGGGUAGCCGCUGCGGUGCAGUCGGACAUCCUGGACCCAAGGAGAGCGUCCAGACUCAGCUGGACCCCCAGAGCUUCUACAGCACUAACGAGUCUAUGGACAACCUGUCCGAGCUCUGCUUUCAGCAGCUGGGCGACUUCAAUGUGUCGGAUUUGGAUAUUUCUGCAGCUAUGAUUGAUUAUCUUUUGGGUUGACUGACAUUUUGGAAGAAAGUUACAUAGCUUAUAGACCACAUUGUAAAUAGGCUUAGCUAUACUAUAGUAUUUA